Molecule: messenger RNA, 1196 nt
Organism: Cannabis sativa
Lineage: Eukaryota; Viridiplantae; Streptophyta; Magnoliopsida; Rosales; Cannabaceae
Product: putative pectinesterase 63
Exons: 4
Coding region: 75-1187 (370 amino acids)
Biological process (GO): cell wall modification
Molecular function (GO): pectinesterase activity
Source: RefSeq, a predicted model, not a curated record
AACAAAAAUCAUACAUUAUAAAUUAAUCGAUAAAUUAAAGCAUUUUUUUGUUCAGAAAUUAAAGCUUAUUAGAUAUGAAAACCAUAAUAAAAAUUAUGGCUUUUCUCCUGGCCAUACAAGUAACUACAAUCUCAGCCAAACCAAACAUCAUUCCAUCGGACCAAUCAAAGCUGGACGAUUGGAUUGAUCACAACAUGAAAGCCUACGAAAAUGACAAGGGAAAUACUAGAAAAUUCGCCCUUGAUAAGGAACUGGCGGCGGCGGAGAAGGCGGUUAAGGUUGUGAAGGUGAGGCAAGACGGCAAAGGAGACUUCAAGACGAUCACCGAGGCGGUUAAAAGUAUUCCGUCUGGGAACACAGGAAGAGUGAUAGUGUGGAUUGGUGGUGGAGUUUAUCGUGAACAUAUAAUGGUGGAUAGGUCUAAGUCCUUUGUCACAUUUUAUGGAGACGAGAAUAAUGUACCUGUUAUCACUUUUGACGGCACAGCUGAGAAGUUUGGGACAUGGAAUAGUGCCACCGUUGCUAUUGAGUCUAACUACUUUGUUGCUGCUAAUAUUGCAUUUGUGAAUUCGGCUCCAAAGCCAAAGGGAAAAUUGAAUGGAGAACAAGCAGUGGCACUAAGGAUAUCAGGAGACAAAGCAGCUUUCCACAACUGCAAAUUUGUAGGCUUCCAAGACACCUUAUGCGAUGACAAGGGCAGACAUUUCUUCAGGGAUUGCUAUGUUGAAGGCACCGUAGAUUUCAUCUUCGGCAAUGGACAAUCACUUUACUUGAACACAACCAUAAGAUCGGUUGCAAAGCUGACAGGGGUUAUCACAGCCCAAGCAAGAUCAAAGGUAUCUGAAGAUAGUGGGUUCACUUUUGUUCAUUGCAAAAUCAUAGCUGAUGGUGAUACUUACUUGGGUCGGGCUUGGAAAGAUAUGCCAAGAGUUAUCUUUGCAUAUACCUAUAUGGGCAAUCAUAUUGAUGUUAAUGGAUGGUCUAAUGGCAUGUGGCCUAUCCAAUCUCAGGGAAAAAAUAAGGAUGUGUAUUAUGGGGAGUACAAGUGCAUGGGACCUGGAGCGAGCACCUCUGGCCGUGUCAAGUAUGCAAAGCUAUUAACCGAUGAACAAAUCAAACCUUUCAUGAGUAUGACUUACAUUCAAGGCAACAAAUGGCUUAUCCCACUUCCCAACCUUAAACAUUAAUUAAGUCCU